UUUUAAAAAAUAUAAUUAAGUAAUUAUAGGCAAUGAAUCUAUUAGUAAAUGCUAUUAUAGCUCUACUAACUAUUAUAGUUUAUAUUAAUGGAUCAGUUUACGGUAAAAAUCAAUGGCCACCAAAUCACGGUAAAUGUCCAGUAAAUGGUAAUCUAUGGCCACAACUGCCAGAUUAUGCCGGAUUAGCUACGAUUAAAUUACUAUCGGAUGGCCAGUUAGUUCAAUCGCUUCAUCGAUCAGUAGAGAAACAAUGUCGAUAUACUGACCGUAAAGGUAGGCAAUACAAACAGGAAGGACUGGAACUAUUGGCCAGCCGUUACGUACCGUUUUGUCAGGUGAGUCGUGAUUUUUUUCGACAAAUGUUGGCUACGAUUGCCAACCAAACUGAUUCACAAAAACGACAUGAGCUACUAGCUAGACGAGCCCAGUGGGAGGUCUAUUGGUCCAAAUACUAUGCAGAAAUUACAGCCAAACAAUCUUGUUGUUCAUUAGAACAGUUAGGUUAUUCAAAGGAUGUCAAUGUUUUAGUGAAACAGUUGGCUGAAAAACGGUCGAUUAUUUUGGAUAAUUUGCCGAAAUUUAUCAAAGAAAUCAAACAAAACAAUGAUCAGUUAGCAUGGCCAGAAUUAAAUGAUGAGACUGUCGAACAAACAAAAGCCGAUUACGCAAACACUGAUAAAAUUGUAGCCAAUUUGACGCCCGAAUCGAUAAAAAUCAAAACAUUGCAGAAUCUUGUCUACGAAGCGGAUAUCUAUGGCCGGGCUAUGAAAGGUGUAAAAUUAUAAUGCAUGAAAAAACAACAAAAUCAGGCAAAUAAUGUUUACUUGAACCUUGGUUACACUAGAUUUCAAUUAAAAAUUUCAAUUAAUUAAUUAUUGUUUUUAUUAAAAACUUUUCUAAAAUAAUAA
This is a messenger RNA of Oppia nitens, 908 nucleotides long. RefSeq lists its product as uncharacterized. Bases 33 to 785 code for a protein of 250 amino acids. The record is from RefSeq and is a predicted model, not a curated record. The transcript has 3 exons. Lineage: Eukaryota; Metazoa; Arthropoda; Arachnida; Sarcoptiformes; Oppiidae.